Melozone crissalis (California towhee) is the source of this 3500-nucleotide messenger RNA. RefSeq names its product serine rich and transmembrane domain containing 2 (gene SERTM2). The record is from RefSeq and is a predicted model, not a curated record. Gene Ontology annotation, cellular component: intracellular membrane-bounded organelle. The coding region runs from base 1049 to 1324 and encodes 91 amino acids. NCBI's taxonomy places the organism in Eukaryota, Metazoa, Chordata, Aves, Passeriformes, Passerellidae. The transcript has 2 exons.
CCGGAGCUCGGCUCAUCCCCUCCUGGUGCUGCCGAGGGAGGGAGGAAGGCAGGGAGGCUCUGCCUGCAUCCAUCCCACAGAGCAGCUCAGCCAGAGCAGCUCCUCGGCCCUUGCCCUGCCCCUGCAGGGACCCAGGGGUGCCCUCCAUCAUCAGCUGUGCCCUCCUUCAUCAGCGGUGCCCAUCAUCAGCGGCGCCCAUCAUCAGCGGUGCCCUCCAUCCAUCAGCAGAACCACCCUGCCCUGGUGGCAUCCCAGGGUCGGGAUUUCAGAGCCACCCCUGCCUCGGAUAUCCACAGCAGAGGAGGAAAGUGCACUGGGCUGGAGGGCACGGUCCUGGCUCCAGGACAGCAGAGCCUUCUGCACAGAUCCCACCGAGGAGAUGCUCCCGGGGACACCAACAGCAGCGAGCUCAUGGUGUGGAGCAGGGGCUCUGGAGCCUUAUCCCAGCCCUGCCACCAGCUCUGAAAGAAAUCUGACUUUUUGACCAUUCCUAAUGAGAAACUCGGAACUCCAGACUCCUUAAGCCCUGAAUUAGGAGAGAAGAGAUCCUCCCAGACGUUUGGCAAAGCAGAAAACAACCUUCCCCAGCUCACCCAAGGAUAAACCACCUGCUGUGGCAGAGAGAAGCUGGCAGAAAGCUGAUUGCUCAGUCUGUCUGGAAAAACAACACUUGCAAGGACCAAAGCUGUGCCAACCUUCGCAGCUCAGCUUGAGACAAGAACCAAAGCUUUUCACCAUCCAAAGGAGGUGACCUACCAAGAGGAGCCCCAAAGUAUUUAUAGGAUGGAAUAAAAGCCAGAAGGAAGUGUAAAGCACAAGUGUGAUGCUCGUUGUCAUUAUGACAGCAAGGUGCAAAAUGGUCUGCACAGGCCUGUUCCUCAGUCGUGUGAGCAGCAGCCUCAACACCGCGGGGAUGGAGCAGCUCCUGCUGAAGCCAUCCUGCCAUCUGUGCUGAGUUUCCUCUCCUGACCUCCUCUGUGAGCCUGGUGAGGGGAGACAGGAGAUCUGAAGGUAAAUACAGAAAAUGGACCAAAGCUGACAGAGAGCAAUGACUGAGAUCUAUUUCAAGUUCCGCGGGAACCUGACUGGCCGUGUCCACCUUCCAACCCUGGCUACUGAAGUAGACACAACAGCAGACAAAUAUUCUGGCCUCUAUGUGUACGUGGGGCUGUUCCUAACCCUGCUGGCUCUCCUCCUGAUCCUGCUCUUCUCCAUGCUCCUGCGCCUGAAGCACGUUGUGUCACCCAUCACCUCCCCAGAGAUCACUGAGAACGUGCAGCACUUCACGGACGUGGAGAUGCACAGCAGGAUCCCCACCACGUAGGGAGCCCACAGCAAAGAGGGCUCCGUGCUUGGGAAAGGUGUUGUUUGUUCAGCAAAGGUGGUGGACAGAAGCUCUGGCUGCCUGCUGAGCCCCACAAGUUCUUGCAAAGCCUCAGCAGCAUCUGGAGGGUGUCACUGGUACCACGGGCAGCAUGUGUGCAACAUCCUCCAUAAAAUGGACAUCACAGAAACCUGCUGCUGUCAGGGGAGGCUCACACCCCCUAAAAACCUUGCAGAAAAUGGGAAAAACCACAUUAAUGACAGCCAAAAACCCAGAGAGACAUAGCAGAAUGUGUCCUGGAGCCUGUGUUUGCUGACUUCUCUCUCUGAAACAACAAAGCUGAAGUGGUGUAAGUGGGAAGAGCCUACAGGGCACACACAGAAAUUGUUGGUGGCUUGAAAAUUCUCAGGCAUUUCUCACAUUCAAGAAGGAAAACAUUAAAUUGUUCUCUUUCACUUGAAUGGCAAUUAAACAAUGGAUCUUCACAAAUAUAGAAAUCUUUCAUCACCUUCUGGAACUAUAUCUUUCUGACAUUAGAACCCAUUUAGUGAAUAGUUGCACACCAGAUAUCAAAAAGAGACAAAACUUUAAAGAGGAAAGAGAAUAAAGCCAAAAUUGAAGCAAGGUUUAAAACAAAAAGAAGCAGCAGCAGCAGGAAAUGAGAUAAAAAAACUUAUAAGACACUCUACCUCUUCCUUAGUCCUUCUUUAUAUUAAUUGAGCAGAACACAAACAUUUUAUGCUCCCAUGCUUUUAGGCUCCCCAGUAUCACUCAGUCAUUAAAAUGCAGUGUAAGUUUUGGGAGCCCAAUUGACAUUGCUCUCCUAACAGACUCCACUUCAUAAUAACAUGUUCUCUCAUGUCCAUAUUGGGUUUUCUUCCUCAAAAGACAGACGAGUUCUUCCGAAGAUUUUUCAUUUGUUUUCCUCCAAAGAAAGCUGAGGAGAUGCCCAGGCCUGGCACUGCAAUAAGGAAUAGCGGGAACAGCUUUGGACACAAACUAACAGGGAACAUGCAGAUGGAAAAUAAACUCACUGAGCACUGGAAGAUAUGAUUGGAUUCAAAUAUCCUGAUGGAAUCUCACGGGGGAAAGAAAUGUUUAUUUGGAUUUAUGGAACAACAAUCUGACCCAGUCCUAUGAGUGACGUACAGAGGUAGCCUUUGCUGCUGUGGAUGGAAAAGAUGGAACCAAAUAUGGGAAAGCACUCCUGGGAGAGCCACUGCCUCUCACAGAAAAACCUUCAGUGAAUUGUUUCAGCCACAUCUCUAAAGGGCAGGUAUUUUACACAGCUUAUCCACUUUAUUACAGUCUAACUCUAGCUCAGCAAUAAAAUCCCCUGGAUGUUUUCCACACAUAUCUACAUUCUUAUUUGCCAAUUCUCCUCUCUCCAAGGGCUUGGACAGUGUAAAGUCCUCACAGACACCCAGUGCAAAAUUAGAGAAGAUGCUGUCACUUGGACCUGUGAUAGUAACACAAUAUUUUUCUUCAAAUGCUCUGUGUACAACAGGUUUUUUGCUUACCUUUGAAGGUCUGGGUGAGCUGUUUGGACUGGGAAUAUCUGGGCUUUUGCAGAUGGUUGAGAGGGAAACAGAAUAACAGGUAAAACCCCCCCUGGAUACACUGGAUCCAUUGGCAGGACUAGUGCAACUUCUCACUGAUGUAUUGAGUACAAAACCAUUUAAACAUUGCUUCCUUAUACUGAAUAAUUCCUUUUACUUCAUUAAUCCCUGUGAAUCACAGAAUCCCAGAAUGGUUUGGGUUAGAAAGGACCUUAAAGAUCACCUUGUUCCACCCCCUGCCAUGGGCAGGGACUCUUUCCACCGUCCCAGGCUGCUCCAAGCCCCAGUGUCCAACCUGGCUUGGACAGUGAACCAGAACAGUGAUUGUGUGAGGGAAUACACAAAAAAUUCACUCUCAGCAGUGUCUCUCCAUGCCAUGCUUGGCUGUGUUUCCCUGGGAAAAUGGCAGGAUGCAGGUUAUCCUCUGUGGAGACAACACCAGGCAGGAUCACACAGCAUCUGAAGAUUGCCUCCUCGACUCUUAAUACUGCACAAGAGCCAAUUUUUUUUGUGAUGAUCAGGAUAUUAAUCCAGCUAAGACAGAUGGCUACUGAGUUAGACAAUGACAUUUAAAAUUAACAAAAAUCCAUGCUGCUCAAGUUGGUUUGGUCUGUGUU